CGCGUCGUCGUCGAAAUCUUCGACGACGUCGCGCCGCUGGCCGCCGAGAACUUUCUCGCGCUCGUCCGCGGCGACCGCGGCGCCGACAAGGGCUCCGGCGUGCCGCUGUCCUACGAGGGAUGCCCCUUCCACCGCAACAUCAAGGGCUUCGUCGUCCAGGGCGGCGACAUCGUCAAGGGUAAUGGCUCCGGCGGCGCGUCCGUCUUCGGGAAGAAGUUCAAGGACGAGGCGAAGGGCCUCAAGCUGAAGCACGGCCGCGGCGCGCUGUCCAUGGGCAACUCGGGCAAAAACGCGAACUCGUCCCAGUUCUUUUUCACGUUCGCGCCGUGCCCGCAGCUCGACGGCAAGCACGUCGUCUUCGGGCGGGUGAUCGCCGGCUUCGACGUGCUCGACGCCGUCGAGGCGACGGCGCCGCCGACGGGCGAGACG
Aureococcus anophagefferens is the source of this 429-nucleotide messenger RNA. RefSeq lists its product as hypothetical. Gene Ontology annotation, biological process: protein peptidyl-prolyl isomerization; protein folding. The annotation marks the transcript as partial. NCBI's taxonomy places the organism in Eukaryota, Pelagophyceae, Pelagomonadales, Pelagomonadaceae. The transcript has a single exon. Gene Ontology annotation, molecular function: peptidyl-prolyl cis-trans isomerase activity. The record is from RefSeq and is a predicted model, not a curated record.